Heterocephalus glaber (naked mole-rat) is the source of this 1291-nucleotide messenger RNA. It is a transcript of the gene CUNH6orf136, whose product is annotated as chromosome unknown C6orf136 homolog. NCBI's taxonomy places the organism in Eukaryota, Metazoa, Chordata, Mammalia, Rodentia, Bathyergidae. The record is from RefSeq and is a predicted model, not a curated record.
AGCCCGCAGUGCGCAAGCGCGCAACAUCUCCGCUGCCCCUCAGCCCCUUCCCCCCCCCUCCUGUCCCCUCCACGAAGCCGGCUGUGGGGCGCGCUCACCCCUGUGAGGAGGUCAGAAGCCGGGCUCGGGAGGCGCCGGCUCCACUCCCGCAAGGUCAUGUACCACCCGAGCCGGGGGGCGGCCCGGCCUCUCAGGCCCUGCCUCCGCGCGUACCAGGCUCGACCCCAGGACCAGUUUUCCCCACGGACCCUGCCUUUCCCACUCCUUUGGCCCCACUCCACGACAGCCACUUCUCCAUCAUCCCCUCUUCUCUGGUCCCCCCCACCCCCAUGUUCCCCAGUCCGCUGCCUUCCCAUCCGGCCUCUUCCCCGGCCUUCCCCACUGCCUCUCCCCCAGGUCCAGGCGCUCACCUCCCCCUGGCUGGUUAUCCCACCAGGAAAGGGGGAAGAGGGACCGGGACCUGAGCUGUACAGCGGCUGCCUGGAUGGACUUAGGAGCCUUUUUGAGGGAGCCCCCUGCCCCUGUCCUGGGGCUCUGAUACCUUUCCAAGCCCCUGAGACGCCCCACCCUUCCCCUGCCACCCCAUCAGGAGAUCCUAAUAUGGAGGAAUACCUGGCUGUCAUGUAUGAGAGACUGAGACAAGAGCUUCCCAAUCUCUUCCUUCACUCCCACGACUAUACUCUGUAUUCAUCGGACGUGGAAUUCAUCAAUGAGAUCCUGAACAUCCGCACCAAGGGCCGGGCAUGGUACAUUCUGUCACUGACUCUCUGCCGAUUCCUGGCCUGGAACUACUUUGCACAACUCCGGCUGGAGGUUCUCCAGCUGACCAGACACCCGGAGAAUUGGACAUUGCAGGCCCGGUGGCGACUCAUAGGGCUCCCCCUCUAUAUGCUCUUCAUGCGUUUCUACAAGCGUGACAAAGAGGAGCUUUACCGGACCUACGACGCCUAUUCCACCUUCUACCUGAAUUCCAAAGGCCUCAUCUGUCGACAUCACCUGGACAAACUGAUGCCCUCGCACUCACCACCCUCACCUGUGAAGAAACUGCUGGUAGGAGCCCUGGUAACCCUGGGGCUGUCGGAACCAGAACCCAGCUUGGAGGCUUGCUCCAAGGCCUGAGCCAGGAACUGGGUGGGAGCAGCACUGAAGAUUCUGCUACGCACAAGAGAAGGUGGAGGCAGCCAAGACUCCACGUCCAGCAGCCUCCCCCUUCUCGCUAACGUCUACCUUUCCAUCUCAUGCUGUGUCAUUUAACUUGUACAUCAUAAAGUUGAACUGUUAGGAGAUGGAA